Monomorium pharaonis (pharaoh ant) is the source of this 1929-nucleotide messenger RNA. RefSeq names its product synaptobrevin homolog YKT6 (gene Ykt6). Gene Ontology annotation, molecular function: SNAP receptor activity. The transcript has 4 exons. Gene Ontology annotation, cellular component: Golgi apparatus. NCBI's taxonomy places the organism in Eukaryota, Metazoa, Arthropoda, Insecta, Hymenoptera, Formicidae. Gene Ontology annotation, biological process: endoplasmic reticulum to Golgi vesicle-mediated transport. The record is from RefSeq and is a predicted model, not a curated record. The coding region runs from base 231 to 830 and encodes 199 amino acids.
GGCCUAUGAUCAACAUGGCCGUUCUUGUACCUCGCAGGUCGCAGGUUCGAGGUGAUGGUGAUUGUGUACGUCGUAAAAGUACAAUGUGUUUUCUCAGUGAAUCACUACAGUGAGUGAGUGUUCUGUUGAUCAUCGAAUUGUACGAGCGACAGGAUUCGCCAGGAUUCGUCAUUAUAACCAAAGAUUCCGCAAGUCGUAAGAGUAUAAACUGUAAAAAGAUUGACUUUAAGAUGGUAAAGUUAUAUGCGCUGACUGUCCUAUACAAAAGUCCUACAUCAGCAAUGACACUGAAAGCUGCUUAUGAUGUAGAGUCAUUCUCUUUUUUUCAAAAAAAUAGUAUUAAAGAAUUUAUGUGUUUUGUGAGUAAAACCAUUGUGGAAAGAACACAGACAUGUGCCAGGCAAAGCAUCAAAGAAGGAGAAUACAUGUGCCAUGUGUAUGUGCGAGCCGAUAAUCUCGCUGCGGUUCUUAUCUCUGAUCAUGAAUACCCUAACAGAGUGGCACAUACUCUGAUCACGAAGGUGAUGGACGAGUUUGCAACUAAACAUCCACCAUCAACGUGGCCUGGGCUCAAGGAAGUUACCGCUGACUUUCCACAGAUCAAUAUGUAUCUAGCCAAGUAUCAGAAUCCAGUUGAGGCAGACGCGCUCACAAAAAUGCAAAAUGAUUUAGACGAGACAAAAAUUAUUUUGCACAAUACGUUGGAGGCAGUGCUGGAAAGGGGAGAGAAAUUGGAUCAUUUAGUUUCCAAGUCGGAGGGACUCAGUGCUCAGUCAAAGGCGUUUUACAAGACCGCACGAAAAACCAAUUCCUGCUGUAGUUUAACUUAGGUUAUUGUUUUAGCGAGCUUUGCCGCUUUAAUAUUUCGAUAAAUGUGACUUUACAAUUAUUGCCGUAUAAAAAGACAAACGGAUAUUUAUAUGAAUAAUGGAAGAAAGGGUUGAUGGGAAAUGGGAGGAAAAAGAGGCAAAGUUUAGCAAACGAAGAAGGAUAAUGGAGGAUGUCGAUCUACUCCAAUUCUUUAGUGGGACAUGUAUACUGAUUUAAUGAAUUUCUAAUUAAAUAACGGGCAAAAAGCGAACCACUGCCGGUUUCCCCCAGUUAAGUGAAAUUUUUUAUAAGGAUGUUACAUGUAGAAUUCAUUUACUCGCGAGAAAUGGUCCUAAACAAUUGCAUAAAAGAAUUACUUCCGAGAUGAGUUUCACGCGAGAAUGACUGUAAUGGAACCCCGACAGUGUUAAAGUAUCGCCUUAAACACAUUCCGAAUGUUAAUUGUAUCCUUGUUACAUGUAAAAGAAAAUGCAAGUAUAGCGCGAGGUUUAUCGUAACAACAUCGUGAAUCGAUAGAUGCAACGCGGUAAGGAUAAUGGACGAACACUGAAUCUCUGUUCGAACGAUUAGGUUCCAAUAUAACAUAUGACCAGUGUGAAAUAAUCAAAAAGCCUUUUUGAUGAAUAGAAUUUUUGUAAUCUUUAAUAAUAAUUUUAUGUUUUGUAAUCGCGCGAUUUUAUUAUAGUUAUGUUGAAAAGUUAUUCAUAUUAUAAUAUCUAAACAGGAAAAUAUUGCAAACUUUACAAAGGUUGUCUAACAGUUUACUUAACAUGCAUAUGUAAACCAAUCCUCAUCCUUUUUAAUGUGGAUAAUUAUGUAUCAUUAAUUAUACCAAAAUAAUCAAUGUUUACAUAUUUCAUCAAGUUGAACAACGGUUACGAUUAUUUGUCAUUUGAACUUCAACGUAAAUAAAACUCUGAUGUGUCUUGACAAAAAAAUAUAUUCUAUGUUUAAUGUUUAAGUGACAAUUGUAAUCUUUAUACUAUGUAUGUUAAAGAGUAUGAUGAGCCAGUAAAUAUAUAUUAAUAUAUAUUUUCAAAUGUUAAUGUUAUAUAAUGUAUUCCAAAAAGAAAUAAUUUAUACAUAUGGUAUAUACAA